GUGAAUACCUCCUUGCAACUCACACUGCUGCCUCUUCGUAGGCAAUCUCCUUCUCGCCGGACUCUCGUCAUCGUUGUCAUGCGAUAUUGGGCACAUUCUCAAUCUCCUGGUGCCAAGGUCAACGAAAUGGGGACAUACAGCAGCUCCACCAUUCUCAACACAUUGUUCCUGCUUCUCAGCGCCUCCAGCUUGCUCUCUGCAGAUGCUGCUUUGCGUGCUCCGGAUUUGACGAUCUACAUAUUUCGGACCACUCCUCCUGCGCCCAACGCAACUGUAGUGGCAAUUUAUCCACCUGGUCUUCGACCACCGGAUGCGACACCAUAUCCAGUCGGGAUCCCCAUUGUGUCCGUCGGUGACAACCCCAUCAGACUGACUGCUUCAGAAAAAUCACAGAUUGUCGGCAGGCAGAGGGUGUUUCGCGUCACGGGAAUCACGCAAGAGGAUCAAUACCUGGCUCAAUCAACCGGAGUCUUGGACCUGAAGCUAAAUGGUAAGAAUGGUACCAUUUCAUUUUCAGGCAUCCAGACCAGGGGUCUCAACAUUCCUCCCGUUGAAGAGUUGGGCGUCACUGGUGGCACGGGAGCCUAUGAGUCCGCAAGCGGUCGCGCCAAGGUGACUCUCAUUAGUAAUUCUGCUUCCAAGACAACCUUGAAAUGGGAGGUGUACCUUUGCUACCCAGAACUAUGCAGGGUAGAUUCCUUGUUGAACUAGUGCCAAUAACAAAACAGUCCAUGAGAAAUCAUUCACGCAAACGGGAUUAUCCCUUCAUAAGUUCCAUGCAAGCUGCUGCCAAGACUAGAUCUGACCUAAGAGCUUAGAUCUAGUAAUGGAGAUAGUCGUUUUGGACAGUGAUCUGUGCCCACUGAAUCCCUCGGUCCAAAUACAGACUCUGAUUCAAGAGGAUAGCUGCAUUGGAACAUGCUUAUCAUAAUCAACCCUUUCCUCGUGGAUUAUGAAGCAUUUCUGACUGUGGGCCCAUCAUACUCAAAGUUCUGGUUUCUAGAAAGCUGUGGAAUCUUUGAACGGUAUUGCUCAACGGGUUCAGGGUCAAUAAAAAGGGAGGUUUCUUACACUUGAUAGUGGUCAAUUGUAGACAUACG
Molecule: messenger RNA, 1100 nt
Organism: Marchantia polymorpha subsp. ruderalis
Lineage: Eukaryota; Viridiplantae; Streptophyta; Marchantiopsida; Marchantiales; Marchantiaceae
Source: the annotation of a GenBank genome assembly